GUAAACGCCAGGAGUUGUGUUAUAUGGGAAUCAGCCACGAGUUGGUUAAUCAGUGUUUAACAUAUAUAACAAGCGAACGAAAUAUUCAAUUAAAAACGCUUCGUUUACUACUAAUUAUCAAUAUUAUUAUGUUUUCGCCAAUUAUUAUAUUAUUUUAUUUUCAUUUCAAUCAAAUCCAAGGCUCACCACAAGAAUUGCGAGAAUCAAAUCUGACAUUUCAAACGGCACUCGAUGUCGACAAUCACUUCCGACUGUUUUGGACCGUCGAUUACGAGACACAGAGCGUCACACUUGAGGUCCGAUGUAUUCUGGAUCGGAUGUACGACUGGUUCGCCAUCGGGUUCUCCGAUUACGGCUCAAUUGGUAACUCAGAUUUGUGUAUAUUAUGGACGGAUAGGAAACAUAAGAUUCAUUUUCAGGACAUCCACACCGACAACAAUAGUUUUGUCUUCACUGACGAUGAGUCCAAUGAUUGUCGUCUAUUGAAUGUAAGACGAAAGGCUAAAUUAUUGAGAUAUGCCUUUCAUCGGGACUUUGAUACCUGCGAUCCCAACGAUUAUAUCAUUGAAGAGGGCACAACACAUAUAGUGUACGCGACGGGAAGGGGUCCCAUAUCUAGAGUGGACGGUAUAAGACUUAUAGACCACAAACAUGGCUUCCAAAGGGUUCAACUGUUGAAAUUGUUGGAAGUGUUGCCAAAAUUGGCUUCAAACACAAAAAUGGUUGACUUUGUUAACAGUGAAGUCAAUGUACCCGAUGUUGAGACCACAUACUGGUGCCGACGACACGCUUUACCGCCGGAACUCAAAAACAAACACCACGUCAUACAGUAUGAGGCGGUUAUACAAGAAGGCAACGAAGCACUGGUGCAUCACAUGGAACUGUUCCACUGCGAGGUGUCUGGCGAUCAAGAAUUACCCGAAUGGAAUGGCGCCUGUUUUGCGCCAGAAAAACCUAAAAUAUUAGAAAAUUGCAAACGUGUAAUCGCUGCCUGGGCUAUGGGCGCCGGGGCGGGACUACCGAUUGGAGGCAAUAAUUAUUCACUUUAUGUGAUGCUUGAGAUUCACUACAAUAACGUAGAGCUCAAAAACGAUUGGAUCGACAGCUCCGGCAUUCGGCUCUACUAUACCGAUAAGUUGCGACAACACGACGCCGGAGUCCUGGAGAUCGGUCUCGAGUACACCGACAAGAACUCCAUUCCUCCGCAUCAGCAGUCGUUUCAAUUGUCCGGCUAUUGUACGUCUGAGUGCACGCGAGCGUCGCUACCACCCUAUGGUAUCACUAUAUUCGCGUCACAACUCCACACCCAUCUGACGGGUGCCCGUGUUUGGACACAACACCUGAGGGGUGGCGUCGAGUUGCCCGAAGUGAACCGCGACAACCAUUACAGUCAACACUUUCAGGAGAUUAGAAAACUCAAACAUCCGGUAAAUGUAUUUCCCGGCGAUGUAUUGAUCAAUACAUGCGAUUAUCAGACCAUUGGCCGCACAAAUAUAACGCUCGGCGGGUUUGCCAUCAGCGACGAGAUGUGUGUUAAUUAUAUCCAUUAUUAUCCAAAGUCCAAUCUGGAAGUCUGCAAGAGUUCGGUCGACACACAGUAUCUGCGCUCGUAUUUCGAGUACAUGAGAGAAAGAGAGGGUCAGUCGACGUCGGCUAACGCUAGUGUCAAACAGAACUACCUGUCCAUUGAGUGGAACCCCAAUAGAGCCCUAUUCCUCGACCGUUUCUACCAUUCAUCCCCUCUGUCUAUGCAAUGCAAUCAGUCAUCCGGCGAUCGCUUCCCGGGUUAUUGGAAUGGUAUACCUGUCCCGGAGAUACACUUCCCAUUGAAGACAAGUAAAAGAAAUUGUAGCAAAACUUAA
Molecule: messenger RNA, 1862 nt
Organism: Medioppia subpectinata
Lineage: Eukaryota; Metazoa; Arthropoda; Arachnida; Sarcoptiformes; Oppiidae
Source: the annotation of a GenBank genome assembly